AUGCCCAUCUACGGCGGCAGCAAGAAGGGUAAAAAGAAGAACAAGGGCAAGAAGAAUGGAAAAAAGGACAACAAAAAGACCACCAAUGCCCUGACCCCUAACAAUCAGCUCAGCGGCCAGGGCCAAGUCGACCGUGACGGCGCCGAGUCAGAGCAUUCGUCCAGCACCGGCACCUUUUACACCGCCAAAGAGUAUCAGGACGAUGACCUCGCAGAAAGGAUGGCUCUUCUGAAUCAGCCGGUGAAACAGGAGUUUACCCUCCCCCUGGGAGUCCCAGGACCGGCGUCGGAGCAUUCAUCCAGCACGGCCACCUUCUACACCGCAAAGGAGUACCAGGACGACGAUGACACCACUGAAAGGGUGGAUUCUCAGAAUCAGACCGUGGAACAAGAGCUCACCCUCCCUGCGAAAACACAUGAGCCUGAGACUCCACCAAAUGAGCCUGCUCGCGAGGCCACGGCCACCCCGACUCAGGCCCUCACUCCCCAGUCGGCCAGGGCGACGCCCCCAUCCGGCACUUGGUCCAAUGCCCCCGGCUCCAGAGGCACAGCCUCAACGGUGAUCACCCCAGGCCCUGCCCUCAACAGCAGAAAGAAGAAGAAGAAGAAGAAGAAGUCCAAAAGCCAGGGCGCCACCAACCAAAGCACCGUGACAGGAUCAUCCUCCGACGUCGUCGCCGGCCACGCCCACCCUGACCCCAUCCCGACCACCAUCCUCGCCAACGAGCUGGCCCCCGAGCGCAAACCCAAAAAUUUCGUCUGGGACCUCACCAAGCACGUCUUCAUCUGUGCAGCCCCCGACUGCAACGAACGCUGCCACACCUGGGCCCCUACAACCGCCAUCUGCCCCAGAUGUGGCCCCUACUCCGAGAUCCGCUACUGCUCCACGCAGCAUCUCCUCCAGGACAUUAAGCGCCACUGGGUCUCGCACUGUCUACAAUACACCUUCGAGCACCCCUGCCGGCCUGACUCGCUGCCUCCAGCCCUCGCUGAGGCCGUCCCUCUUAUCCCCUGCGCUCACAUGUACGACAUGCCCGAGCGCCAUCGCCAGGCCGUUUACUUCAACGCCAACUCUGCCCGCGGCGACUACUUCAUCUUCUCGGAUUACGACGACCUCCGCGAUGCGGGGACCAUCCUAGACGACGACCUCGACACGCGCAUCCGUCUGCGCUGCUCGUCGCGCGUCGUCUUCACCGUUACCAUCCAGGACGCAGAUCUCAAGGAUCGAUUCCGCCGGAUUCUAGCAGCCUGUCUUUUUAAAACCAUCACAGUCGUAGUGGUAACCGAUUACCUCUACCGCCUCAUCCGCGACAACCUCCGCGCCCACACCCCCAAGCUCACCAAGUCCCAACUCACCCACCUCGAAGCAGCCGUCACGCACCAAUUUGCGCAAGAAUUCUCCACCACCCUGAACGAGCAGCUCGUCGGCCGUCGCCACGCCUGCGAAACCGACUGGACCGGCCGCAACCGCCGCUUCUGCCGCGACGCCAUCUGCCGCGCCGAAGACCGCCGUUUGCUGGGCCGUCACCACGGCGCGGGGCACAAGCACACCGUCGAGGGGCUGGAGUCGUCGUAUUGGAUUUUGAGAGUUGCGAGGAAGACUUUGCCGCCUCCUGCUCAGGGCCAUGCUCAUGCUUUUGAGGUUGGGGCGAAGGCGCGCAUGCGCGGUGAGGGCUUCCCUGAUGUGGUUCCUGAGGAUAGGAGGGUUUUUCGCCGUGGGGAGGAGUGGGAUGGGGCUGGCUCGGGGGAGCUUGAGAUUGAGGGGGUGAAUGAUUAUGAUUUUCCGAUUGAGGUUCCGGCGGAUGUUUUUGCGAUGGGGGAGAUGGAUUGGGAGUAG
Molecule: messenger RNA, 1836 nt
Organism: Aspergillus candidus
Lineage: Eukaryota; Fungi; Ascomycota; Eurotiomycetes; Eurotiales; Aspergillaceae
Exons: 2
Coding region: 1-1836 (611 amino acids)
Source: RefSeq, a predicted model, not a curated record